Messenger RNA from Malassezia pachydermatis, 1626 nucleotides. Its product is annotated as cytidine and deoxycytidylate deaminase zinc-binding region domain-containing protein. The coding region runs from base 1 to 1626 and encodes 541 amino acids. The record is from RefSeq and is a predicted model, not a curated record. Gene Ontology annotation, cellular component: cytoplasm; nucleus. The transcript is spliced from 2 exons. Gene Ontology annotation, molecular function: tRNA-specific adenosine-34 deaminase activity; protein binding. NCBI's taxonomy places the organism in Eukaryota, Fungi, Basidiomycota, Malasseziomycetes, Malasseziales, Malasseziaceae.
AUGGCUAGCACGCAGGUGCCGCCUGCGUGUACGCCUCAUACCAAUCCCUAUGGGCUGCGCAUCUGCCAGACACCGUAUGCCGGGCGCAGUUUGUUUGCUACGAUACCCAUUUCUGCGAAUACCAUCAUUGAAAUCAGCCCCGUUCUCCUUUUUACGCCGCAGGAAUACACGGAGCAUGGGCAAUACACCGUAUUGGACUCGUACACAUUUGUAUGGGAGAAAAGCAGCACUGGUAAUACUAUGGCACUAGCUUUAGGUCUUGGAUCGCUCUUUAAUCACCAUCCUACGUCCGCCAAUGUAUCCUACGAGCUGGAUCGAAGUACGCAGUCGAUCAAGUAUCGCACUGUCCGUGCGAUCGACGCUGGCGAAGAGCUCUUCAUCUGCUAUGGCGCUGGUCGCAUGUGGUGGGAGUCUCCGUCCAACGAUGCUAUGCCUACGACGCCCAUGACUGAGGAGCAUGAGCUCGCGCUCUUUGGCCAGCUGGGUGCUGAGUCCGAGGAAGAAGCCCAUCGUGCGCCGGUUGACCCUUCGUAUCCUGCACCGCUAUGGCGUGUCACAUCCUCACCAGAUCCCAAAACAAUGCCGUUAGAAACCUCUGUGGCAUGGGCGAUGGAUGUACCGCCCAAGGCAUGUUCCACUGUCGUGCGGCUCUUGCAAGGGGCCGUGAAGAAUGGCACGUUGAAGGCAGGGGAUGCGCAUCCCAUCUACUCUUUGCGGCACCUUAGGACGUUUCGCAAAGCGAGGGAAGUGACCAAGAUGCUUGAUGGCGUCCCUGUUUUGUCGCAUGACUCGUCGGACGCCUUGUCAAUGCUCCUGGCCUUGACGUCCGCUCAUUCCAAAAGCGAGCUGCUUUCUCUCUUGCAUACCAUCCUAGCGGACAUGGACUUGCCUAUGAACCUGUACCAGGUGCGUGUUCCCUCAGGCCCUGCGCCUAUGCGUGACCGUUUGGCAGAAUGGUCUGCAGUGUGGCCUUGUGUCUUUUUGCCGCCAGGCGCCGGCCUUUCAACCAAGCAGGGCAUUCCCGGCAGCGAUGCAGCGCGAGCGACGGUGCCUGUGGAUCGCGCGGAGGAUGCGCGUAGGUGGUCCGAUGCUCGUGCUGUGGGGCGGAUCCGCGAUGGAUUUGCAAGGUGCUUACGUACCGCUUCACUGGCGGCGCAGGCAGGAGAAGUAGGCGUCGGCGUCUAUGUCACGUCGCUAGCCAACGACGAGGAGGCCAUUCAUGUCGACGCCUUUGAUACCCGCGUACGUGAUAACCACCCUCUGCGUCAUGCCAUCCCCAAUGCGGUCCGCCAAGUGGCUGCCAUUCGCGCUCAGCAACGUGCCAACGACGAUGCCAAGGAGGCGGUGAAUGGCCAAGAUUACUUGCUGACAGGUCUUUCGCUGUUUAUUACGCACGAGCCGUGUGUCUACUGUGCCAUGGCCCUCGUCCACUCACGUGUUCGCGAGGUGUUUUUCCUGUACCCAUCGCCUGGCACAGGAGGGUUCUGUGGGGCUGCCAAGGACGCCUAUGCUACAUGCGAAGGCGUGCACGAUGGCGGUCCCUACGCGAUCCACGAGCAAAGUGGCCUCAAUCACCAAUACCAUGGGUCGACGGUGUCUGAUGGCCGACGGGACCGCCGAGUGUAG